AUGACUGGACCACUAUUCCACAAGCAUACUGAAUAUCACGCAUUCAUCAAUUUGUUGGAUGCUUUGUUUGCACAACACCGAGACCGACGUUUUGCACGCUAUCAAACGGCCAAUGGUGAAUACAAGGAACUCACCUAUGAGCAAUUUGAUCGCAUCACCACCAACCUAGCAUGCCGUUGGCACUCGCAGCUUGCUUCAAUUGAGUCAAUGGGUUUUAUUGCCGAUCACUCAAUCCAUUAUCUUGUUGCCAUGGUUGCUAUCAUGAAGCUGCGUCCUGUGUUGAUGGCACUUUCUCCACGCAAUUCGGAAGCUGCAAACGUCAACUUGUUAACCAAGACCGAAUCCAAGUUUGUGAUCGCAAGUGAAAAGUACGCUGAUAUGGCUAAGCGUUGUGCUGCACAAGUCCCAGGUGUCAAUUACCACAUCAUGCCCAAUACCUUUGAUAUCGAUUCGCUCAUCAACGAACCUCUUGCCGCCAACGAAUCCAAGUUGAUCAACCGCCAAUUUACAGCUGAAGACCAAGAAAAGAUUGCCUUGAUCAUUCACAGCUCGGGUACAACUUCCUUCCCCAAACCUAUUCGCUUAAGCAACCGCUAUCUUUUCAACUUGGUCCAAGUCAUCCCCUAUGAUGUUAAUCAAUUGUCACCAGCAAAGGGAUUUGGAUCCGAUGAUGUAUUUUUGGCUGCCUUCCCAUUGUUCCACGUCUUUGGUGUCUAUACCGCUUUUAGCGCCUUGAUGCAUGGUGGAAGUACAUUAUUCUUCGCCAAGAUCCCACCCACCCCACACGAGAUUGUGUCUGCUAUUGAGGAACAUGGCGUCACGCUUGCUGGUUUGGUACCAGUUAUCUUGGAUCAGCUUGCUUUGUAUCUCAAGGAGACCGGAAGGUUUGUUCCUUUGCAAAAGUUAAAGUUCAUUGAAUAUGGUGGUGCACCUCUCAAAUACGAAACCGGUGCCUAUUUCCAUGACAACGGUAUCAAUGUGCGCAGUGUGUAUGGUACCACAGAAAUCAGUGCAUCCUUCACUGCAAACCACGAGGAUGAAAAAUAUUGGUAUACAAUGAAACCAGUAUCACUCCUUCAAGACUAUGUCCUUUGGGAACCUUUUGACGAGAAGCUUGGAUUGUACCAUCUUGUUCUCAAGGCUGAUUCACCUUGUAUGGCUACAGGUGUUGGUAAUCGUCCCAACGGUGAUUAUGCUACCAAUGACAUCUUUGUGGAGGAGCCAGCAAACUCGGGCUAUUGGAAGCACUGUGGCAGAAAGGAUGAUACGCUUGUAAUGGAAAACGGCGAGAAGACCAAUCCAACACCCAUGGAAGCAACCAUCUGUGCCUCGCCUAUUGUAAAACAUUGUACGGUGAUUGGUGAAGGUCGUCAAUGUACCGCUGCUUUAAUCCAACUUGACUUGGAGCAGGCUAUUCGCCACAAUCCAGAAGGCAUGAUGGCAGAAGUAUACAAGGCUGUUGAAGAAGCCAACAUGGAUGCUCCUGGUCACUCUACGAUUAUGCCACAAAUGGUGCACGUACUUCCCCUUGACAAGCAUCUCCCUACCACUGACAAGGGUACCGUAAAGAGAAAGAAUGCCAUCCAGAUCUAUGAAGACGCUGUCAAUGCCAUGUACAAGGCCUUUUUGGAAGGUGGUGCAUCAUCAAGCGAUGGGCAAGAUGGUGCCAGUAUGACCCUUGAACAAACCCAAGUCUUCCUUGCCAAUGCUGCUGCAAGUGUGCUACGUACCAAGGAUGCUACCUUUUUUGCCGAGCACAAGGAUGAUUCAUUGUUUGACUAUGGUCUUAAUUCUUUGCUCUCGAUCCAACUUCGAAACCAAAUUGCUACCAAGUUUAACAAUGUGGCCAACAAUUUCCUCUAUGAGCACCCUUCUAUUGCUGAUAUGGCGCAUACUCUCAAGAAUGAAGAUGAAUUGCAAGCCGACAAGACUGAGGAGCGUUAUCAAGAAACCCAACGUUUAUUGGAGGCUUACCUUGAGCGUGCAAGUACUGAUUUCCCUGAACGUGCUGUUACAAAAUCCGUUCCUUCCAAGCAUGUGGUAUUGUUGACUGGUGCAACCGGUUCGUUGGGUUCGUUUAUGUUGCGUGACAUGUUGCAAUCAUCCAACGUGAGCAAAGUGUAUUGUUUGGUGCGUGGCAAGCCUGAUGCAUUGAUGGGUCGUUUACGUAAGACGUUUGAGGAUCGACGCUUGGAUGUAUCCCUUUUGGACCAACAUGCUGACAAGGUUGAAGCAUUGCCCAUGAACCUCACUGCCGAGUACUUUGGAUGGGGCAAGGACGUUUACGAAAAGUUGCGACAAGAAGUGACCUUGGUGCAAGCCUGUGCCUGGUUAUUGGAUUUCAAUCAACCUGUAUCUCACUUUGACAAGGAAUGUAUUCAAGGCUUAUAUCGCUUAUUGCAGUUUGCAUACCGCCCUGUUGAUCCCAUGCAUGUACACGUGGUUUCCAGCAUUAGUGCUACAGCUGCUAUGAAGACGAAAGAGAUCCCUGAGGAGCCUUCUGAACAAGACCCACAUGUAACGAUGCCCAUGGGUUAUGCACAUUCCAAGUACGUUGUCGAGCAUUUGUUCCAUUACUUGACCGAGCAAAAGGGAUUCCCUUGUAUUGUUGAACGCAUGGGACAGGUUUGCGGGGAUUCGAUCAACGCUUCAUGGAAUACAAGCGAACAGUACCCCCUCAUGAUGAUCGGCGGUGCAUGCGAGCUUGGUGCUAUGCCCGAUUUGCAAACCAAUGUUAUUGAUUGGCUUCCUGUGGAUUAUGCUGCUCGCAGUAUCUUUGAUGUCAUGAUUUCUACCGCUGACAAGGACGCAAGCCAUCUCGUCGAGAAUCACGAACUUGUAUUCCAUAUUGUCAACCCAACUACUAUCACUUGGACGGACGUCCUUAAUUCACUCAAGGCUUGUGGUCUCGAAUUCAAAACGCUACCACCCAACGAAUGGGUUCAGCUAUUGAGCAAGCAUCAAGAAAACCCUGCUUAUCGUCUCAUGUCCUUUUAUGAAGCCAACUUUAGUGGUCCCUCGAUGCAAAUGCCUAUUUGGCAAACUACCAAGACUGUCAAGACUGCACCUGUUCUCGGAGAAGCUCCUGCUUUUGGUCCAGCUCUUAUGCAAAAGCAUCUCUCGUAUUGGGCUAGCAUUGGCUUUUAUAAAAACACCCAUCAAUAG
Messenger RNA from Lichtheimia ornata, 3165 nucleotides. RefSeq lists its product as uncharacterized. Bases 1 to 3165 code for a protein of 1054 amino acids. The transcript has 6 exons. NCBI's taxonomy places the organism in Eukaryota, Fungi, Mucoromycota, Mucoromycetes, Mucorales, Lichtheimiaceae. Gene Ontology annotation, molecular function: phosphopantetheine binding. The record is from RefSeq and is a predicted model, not a curated record.